AUGAUAAGUUUGAACGCGAUGUGCACGCAUAUACAUGUCGUCUCGCUGGUUCUCCUGGCCAUUCUCGUCCCUCGGGCGAGCGGCUCACCCGUUGUGACAAACGUGUACUUUGACGCGUUACCAGAUUCGAUCGCGGACGACGUUUACGAGGCUAUGGAAUCGCUGAACAUGCUUACAAAUGACGGAAAUCUCAUGGAUGAUGUUUCCCUUCAACCGUUUAUCGAGCGCGAGGCGGAGGCUUCGUUCGAGGACACUGACGCUCUCGACAUUCUUGGCUCACUGCUGGCGGUGAAGUGGCCCAGCAAUGAAACCACGCAGAAAAUUUCCUUCGUGCUGUACGUCCCAAACGGUGAGGCUGAGUUACACGCGAUGCACGUUUGCGGUUUUUUGUACCCAGAUCGAUGCAAAAACGAAGUUCCGUACGCGGGUAAAGACGUUGGAAAGUGUGGACUCUCUGACGCCUCGGAGGCGGAGACUGGUUUCUUCUGCGAUUUUGUCGCGCUGCACGAGACGAAGGAAGAAGAAGGUGGCGUUCUCAUGAGCGGCAGUGAAGUUCUUGAGCGAUACAAAAACUACGUUGAAGCCGUAGAACAUGAUGUUUCGGCGUCGACCGUCGAGAUACACUUCGAGCUCGUCGAAAUCGGUGACCAUGGAAUUGACGAGGACGAUUUUGAUGACGCGCUUGCGCCGUCGCCGGCGCCCGACUCGGAUACAAAAUCGACGAGAGGACGCAAAUUACCCGUCCGCGGACCCGCGUUUGGCGGAUUACAGAUGGUGACAAGGGCCGGUCCAGGUCGUCGUUCGUUCGUCACACUUCCAGGGUCGUUAUCCGGAAGAUGA
Messenger RNA from Ostreococcus tauri, 840 nucleotides. Its product is annotated as unnamed product. The record is from RefSeq and is a predicted model, not a curated record. NCBI's taxonomy places the organism in Eukaryota, Viridiplantae, Chlorophyta, Mamiellophyceae, Mamiellales, Bathycoccaceae. The coding region runs from base 1 to 840 and encodes 279 amino acids. The transcript has a single exon.